GAUAUCCAAAAUAUCAAAGCAAAGCUCUCCUCUUUAUCUAAUCCUUAAAAAUCCUCAUAAAAGAUUUGUUCUAGUUAGUUUACAAAAAAAAGAUUUGUUCUAGUUAUUUUAUUUUUUUCUAACUUUUGCGUUCUUUCUCCCACUGCGCUGUCUUCUUAAAAAAAACAAAAUAUAUUCCUAUCAGAACUUGCUUUCUCCACAAUUCAAAGCUAAUAACUUUUAUACAUUUUCCCUCUUCCUCUUUUUGCAAAGUGAAAGAAGAAUAGAAAACAUAUAAUCAGAUCUUGUUUUUUUAGCACAGACCCUUUUAUCUCCGUUCCUUGCAUGAUGUAUUGAGCUUAAAAUAGCAGCAAAAAUUGAAUUUUUCUAGGGAAGAACGAGAAAAAGUCAGAGACUUUACAUCUGGGUUCGUCGUUUAAAGAUUAGAUCUUCAGUUUCUUUUUGCAAUGGGUAUGGCAGCAGCGGAAUGUCAGUUUCAUGUUUUAGCCGUUGAUGAUAGUUUAGUCGAUCGGAAACUCAUAGAGAGACUGCUUCAAAAGUCUUCUUGUCAAGUAACAACUGUUGAUUCAGGCUAUAAGGCGUUAGAGUUUCUGGGUUUAAGACAAGGUACUGAGAGUAACGACCCAACUGCUCUUUCUCCAUCUCCUCAGGAAGUGAAUCUUAUCAUUACAGAUUAUUGUAUGCCAGGCAUGACUGGUUAUGAUUUACUCAAGAAACUCAAGGAAUCACCAGCUUUUAAGAACAUACCGGUAGUAAUAAUGUCAUCGGAGAACGUUCCUGCAAGGAUCAGCAGAUGUUUGGAAGAAGGAGCAGAAGAAUUUUUCUUGAAACCAGUAAGAUUGGCUGAUCUCAACAAGCUGAAACCUCAUAUGAUGAAAACAAAGUUGAAGAACCAGAAGUUGGAAGAGAUUGAAACACCUUCAGAUGACGAAAAUGGAACCGUCGCAGCAGUUGAACCAGAGAUUAAAGAUUCAGUAGAAAUGGAAAUCAAAAUGUUGCCUCUACAAUCAGAAACAGAACCAAAACGAGUGCUUCUGCAAGUGGUACAACAAGAGGAGCAAAUGUUGAGUAACAACAAGAGGAAGUCAAUGGAAGAAGGGCUCUCAACAGAUAGACCACGUCCUAGGUUAGAGGGCAUCGCAACCGCUGUCUGAUUUUGGAGUUCUGUAGAUUGUUGUAGGAAUGCUUCUGCUGAUGGUACAAUACAAUGCAAAGAGGGAAUAUAGAUGGAUGAUAAUAUGAUUGAAUGAUGAUGAUAAUGUUUAUAUGUACAUCAGUAAAUCAUACAUGGUAAAUAACCCAUUUCACAA
Molecule: messenger RNA, 1310 nt
Organism: Brassica napus (rape)
Lineage: Eukaryota; Viridiplantae; Streptophyta; Magnoliopsida; Brassicales; Brassicaceae
Product: two-component response regulator ARR9
Exons: 5
Coding region: 447-1154 (235 amino acids)
Biological process (GO): cytokinin-activated signaling pathway; phosphorelay signal transduction system
Source: RefSeq, a predicted model, not a curated record